Caretta caretta (loggerhead turtle) is the source of this 4961-nucleotide messenger RNA. RefSeq names its product GTP binding elongation factor GUF1 (gene GUF1). Gene Ontology annotation, cellular component: mitochondrion. Gene Ontology annotation, molecular function: GTPase activity; GTP binding; mitochondrial ribosome binding. NCBI's taxonomy places the organism in Eukaryota, Metazoa, Chordata, Testudines, Cheloniidae. Gene Ontology annotation, biological process: positive regulation of translation. The record is from RefSeq and is a predicted model, not a curated record.
CAGGAGAAAGGGCAGCUGCUUCCCCCACCGCCCUUCAAGCCGACUCCGCGCGUGCGCAGUUGCUACAGAGGCCGCUGCCCCUCCUGGACCCCGGCUCGCCCUUGUGCUUCCGGGUCAGCCUCUCACCGGCGCGCGCGCAGGGGCCGGCCUGGGACUGGGGCUUUGGCCCCGGGCAGCGACUGGCUCGUGCGGCUUGGUGGCUCCCGCCGCUGCCCUGGGCGGGGCAGGUCCCGCUGAAGCUUCCCCUGGAUGGAUCCCGCAGCUCCCCUGAGCCGGACGGAGCGGAGGCGGUUCUGCGGAGCCCGCGGCUGAGCCCCGCGUGGCCGCUGCCUCCGCGCGGGCUGCAUGUGAUCCCUGCCCCUCGGGACAGCAUGUUGUCGCUUGUGACCAGGGCAGCGGGGGUCUGGGGCAGGCUGCGGCGCGCUUGUAGCGCUGCUGCUUUGUUAUGCCCUCAACCGUGGAUGGAAAAAUGCCCCGCGGAUCAUGUUGUGUUCUCCAGUCCCUAUAGUUCUCAUAAGAAGGAAAAACUGGAUAUGUCUAUAUUUCCUGUUGAAAAUAUUAGAAAUUUCAGUAUCAUAGCUCAUGUAGACCAUGGCAAAAGCACUCUAGCAGACAGGCUAUUGGAAAUUACAGGAACAAUUGCUAAAACUGACCAAAAUAAACAAGUGCUGGAUAAACUGCAAGUGGAACGGGAAAGAGGGAUCACAGUUAAGGCACAGACUGCAUCUCUCUUUUACAGUUAUGAAGGAAUGAACUACCUCUUAAAUCUCAUUGACACACCAGGUCAUGUAGAUUUUAGCUAUGAAGUAUCACGGUCACUGUCUGCCUGUCAAGGUGUCAUUCUUGUAGUGGAUGCAAAUGAGGGUAUUCAAGCACAAACGAUGGCAAACUUCUAUCUUGCUUUUGAAGCACAGCUGGCAAUAAUUCCUGUUAUAAACAAGAUCGACUUGAAGAAUGCAGACCCUGAAAGAGUUGAGAAACAAAUUGAAAAGCUAUUUGAUAUCUCUAAGGAUGAAUGUAUUAGGAUUUCUGCUAAACUAGGAACGAAUGUGGAAAAGGUGCUUCAGGAAGUUAUUGAAAAGGUUCCAGCACCCAGUGUUAACAUUAGUGACCCAUUGAAAGCCUUGGUGUUCGACUCCACCUUCGACCACUACAGGGGUGUCAUAGCUAACAUUGCGCUCUUUGGUGGAGAGGUUCAGAAAGGACAUAAGAUUGUGUCUGCUCACACAAGGAAGACCUAUGAAGUUAAUGAAGUAGGAAUUCUGACCCCAAAUGAACAGCCAACUCAUAAAUUAUAUGCUGGACAGGUGGGCUAUCUGAUUGCUGGGAUGAAAGAGGUUACGGAAGCCCAAAUAGGAGACACGCUGUAUUUACAUAAGCAGCCAGUGGAGCCUUUGCCAGGCUUUAAAUCAGCGAAACCAAUGGUCUUUGCAGGAAUGUACCCGGUAGACCAGUCAGAGUAUAACAACCUGAAAAGUGCUAUAGAAAAACUGACACUAAAUGAUUCCAGUGUAACUAUUCAUCGGGAUAGCAGCCUUGCCUUAGGAGCUGGAUGGAGGUUGGGGUUUCUUGGUCUUCUACAUUUGGAAGUUUUUAAUCAGCGCUUGGAGCAAGAAUACAAUGCAUCUGUCAUUUUGACUGCACCCACUGUUCCAUAUAAAGCUGUUCUUUCCUCAGCAAAACUGAAAAAGGAGCACGGGAAAGAGGAGAUUACUGUUAUCAACCCUGCUGAGUUUCCUGAUAAAUCUUCAGUAUCAGAAUAUUUGGAACCAACCGUUUUGGGGACUAUCAUAACACCUGAUGAAUAUAUUGGAAAAAUAGUAACUCUCUGUCAGACUCGCAGGGCUGUUCAGAAGGACAUGGUGUACAUUGAUGAGCACAGGGUUAUGCUGAAAUAUAUCUUCCCGCUGAAUGAAAUUGUGGUGGAUUUUUAUGAUGCUUUGAAAUCACUCUCUUCUGGAUAUGCUAGUUUUGAUUAUGAAGAUGCAGGAUACCAGGCAGCAGACCUUGUCAAAAUGGAUAUUCUUUUAAAUGGAAACUCUGUUGAAGAAUUGGGAACUGUUGUACACAAAGACAAAGCUUAUGCUGUUGGCAAAGCCAUGUGUGAACGUUUAAAAGAUGCUAUUCCUAGACAGUUGUUUGAAAUAGCCAUCCAGGCUGCUCUUGGCAGCAAAGUCAUUGCAAGAGAAACAGUGAAAGCUUACAGAAAGAACGUUGUGGCAAAAUGCUAUGGUGGAGAUAUUACACGGAAAAUGAAGCUUUUGAAGAGGCAAGCAGAAGGAAAGAAAAAGAUGAGGAAAAUUGGCAAUGUGGAAGUGCCAAAAGAUGCCUUUAUAAGUGUUCUAAAGAGACAAUCUGAAAAAUAAUUGGAGACCAAAACUCUGCAACUCUGAUGCUUCUAUCUAGCUUUUGCUGGGCAAAUGACAGGAUGAGGUUAAUGUAUAACUUAUUGCUGGGGGUUUGUUUGUGUUAUCUUAUCAUAUUUAAUUUUGUACAUAUGGCUACAGCUAUAUGGGGAACAAAUUUUAAUUGGAAGAAUGUACUUGAAGUCUACAUUUCAGAUUUUAUUACCAUACAUUAUUUUGUAAUGUGUACAAUGAAAUUCAGCUAGAAUGACUGUAGGUGAUUAUGGAAUCCAGUCCCAGGAGGAGCUUGCUUUAAAGCACUGCAGGUGUGGCCAACCCCCAACUUCCUUUUCUAACUCUGCACACAAGAAGUAAUAGAUGGUGCACUUUAGAUCUCAAAUUCCUGGAAGUACAUUAUUUGAAGGUCAGGGUAAUAUAAUUGAUUUUUAUGUAAGUACAAGGAAAAGGGCACACCAGCUCCACAGUAGUGAAACAAGCUAGACCGUUACUCCACCAGCAAGUGUAAAACAGUCAUUUAGGAACUGACAAUUAGGAGAGAUCAUAUACCUCAACACAGAGAGUUGGCUUAAUAUUAGGAGACCUCAAGGCUUCUGAAAACAGCAACUGUAGAAGACUAGGUACUGGGCAUUACUGAUCCCAUGUAAUUCCCUUUCCUAUCACCUAUUUCAUGGAUACAGGUAAGUGGCAGCACAGAGGGCAUACCCCUUAUCUAGGUCAGAGUGAAGACAUACACCUAAUUUAUGGCAAGAAUGUGAAAGACAAGUAUGAGGUGCUUAAUUAUCUGAUGUCUGUUUCAAAAAUGGGGGGGGGGGCAGGGAGGAGUUGCAUAAUUAGUCUUUAGUUUGCUUCUUAGGAAGUAAGGGUAGAUGUUUCUAGCUCUGUCUGUAGAGGGAGCUCACCCACAUUCAGCAAAUGGUAUAACAUGCCUCACCUUAGUAACAUAAGGUUAGGAACAACCUCUAAAACACAGUUUAGAAAACUGUCAUGCUUACAGGAAUGAAAUCCUUAAUUCCAGCCUGUUGAAGGGGACAUCCUGCUCUGUGGAAGUGUUAUAGGACAUGACUUGAGCAAAGAGGUUUUACUACAGGUGAGAAGCCAGCUAUUCUGUAUUAGGCUCCAACUAAACUUGAUGCACUCCAGACAAAUUGAGGGACAAGUGUCCUUUGAAUAGAAAACUUGUUUCAUGCAGUGUUUUAAAGUGAACAGAUUAGGAGAAGGUUACACAUGACCUCCUGUUUUAAUCUAAACAAUACCAAAAGAGGGGUAGUGUCAAACUUUAAUUACAGCUAUAAAACAAUCAUGUUACUAUUACUGUGAGAAAGUAUUCUCAGCCAGAGGAUUGAAAUUAAUCCUUUUCACAACUUGCUAUUUUAGAAAAACUGCAUAAACCAGCAGCUGUUUGGCCAGUUUUAAUAAUCAGUGGUUCUCAAACUUUUGUAUUAGUGACCCUCCUUCACCCAGGAAGCCUCUGAGUAUGACCCUCUCCCCCCCUCCUUGUAAAUUAAAAACACUUUAUAUUUAACACUGUUAUAAAUGAUGGUGGUGAACCAGGAUUUGGGGGUGGAGGCUGACAGCUUGUGACCCCUCACAUAACCUUGCAAGCCCCCUAAGGGGUCGUGACCCCCACUUUUGAGAACCCUUGUAGUAGAUGAAUGCUGCAAUAGCAAAAAAACAGAAUCUGAAGCAUGUAAAAUCCUCAGCAUGCUCACACACAGUUCAGUGUAGGGUGGACCACCACUUAAAUCUUUCUGGAGGUGUUAAAGUAGGAUUCUUCAGCCACUCCAGCAAAGUGAGAAUUUGAAGUAUGAAGUACUUGAGCAGGAAAGAUUAUUUUUGCAUUUAGUUUCUAUAUAGCAAUAGUUAACAAGAGGCUGGUAUACUUGAUUUGUGUUUGAUGUUUUAAUAGCAAAUUUUACUUAAGUAUGUGUUUUAAAGGAGAGAGGCAGAAAAACAGCAGUUUACUGGUCAGUGCCUGUUUAACUAUAAAUCCACAUUUAUGGCUAAGGAACAUUUUUUUCCCACUGUAGAAAAUUACUAUUUUGAAAGCCAAGACUAUUUAAAUAUUACAAUAGAUGAAGAGGAACAUACCAUCAGAUCCAGCCCAUCUUUCAGUGGAUAUUUUAAAAGGGAAUUUACUGCUGGCAUAAAGGAGCUGGUCUGGCACAAUAUGUUAGCUUUGCCCAUAUCUAGAGAAAGGUACACUAUCCUUUCACUAAUCCUUUGUUUUUGAAACCUGAAAUGUUUACUCUGACUACAGUUCACAUCAAAAACAAAACAAACAUGGUAAGGUUUUUGUGAAUUUAAGCUUUACUUAGAGUAACAGUAGAAAAGAGUGGCAUUCUUAGUAACAGUUCAACAUUUAUAGCAAUCUACAGUGCAAAGUGGUUCUGUUUACAUUCAGACUUGUUUCAAUACUAGCCAUCUGGAUUUUUAGGCAUUCUUACUGCCAUUAACCUCCCUUUACAAUUAUUGGAUCACAACAUCAUGUAACUAGGCCAUUCAUCUCCAAAAAGGAACAUAUUGAAUGUAUUCAUUAUCUAGAGUUCAUAAUUACCAAAAUAUAAAAUUCCUAAAUAAACUUGAAACAUGUAACAA